GCAGCAUCCGAAACUCGUCAACAAGGUGCUCAAUACGGAAUUGUACCAGCAGCGCCAUCUUGGUUUGUUAGAGAAGACAGGAAGAUUUUUUCUAAAAUAACUCACAAAAAUAUUAUGAAAUGUAAGAAAUAGCAGAACGAAGAGGAAAUUGGUAAAUUUCAUUGAUACAAGUGCGACAGGAUCUCAUAAAACACAAACUUUGACAUGGCAAAGAAGAAAGAAGGAUGCUGUCGGAAAUUCAUGAAAUUUCUCUUUUCUCACGUGGGACUAUGUGUUUUGGUGGCCCUCUACUGCGUGGCGGGGGGAUUUAUAUUUAGACACCUGGAACAAAACAACGAACAGCAAAUCUGCUAUGACUCUAGAAACGAAUAUGUUCCUAUGGAGAACAAAACACUAUCUCAGAUGAUCAGCGUGAUGACGGAGAACGAAGGAAACGCCAACAAAGACGUCAUGACGAUCCAACUUCGGAGUAUCCUCGAGACAUUCAGAGAUAAUAGCAUCGCUAUUGGUUACGGGGGUGAUAUCUGUGGGGACUAUGGCAAGGAAGGGGGUCCGCCGUACAAAUGGUCUUUUCCUGGAGCCCUCUACUUCUCUGUCACUGUCAUUUCUACUAUAGGUUAUGGACAUAUCGCACCCAAGACGUUUUGGGGCCGGUUGGUGUGUAUCGCAUAUGCCAUGUUAGGGAUACCAUUGAUGCUUCUUUGUCUGGCGAACAUCGGGGAAGUGUUGGCUGAUAUUUUCAGGUUCAUUUAUUCAAAGAUCUGCUGUUGUGGUUGUUGUCGAAAGAAGGACAAAACUAAGGUUGUCCAAAUCAAACCCGUGGCUCAGGAACCCAACUGGAACAACGAUAAAUCCAAGAUCAUUACGGCUGCCCCACCAAUGGGUACCAGCGAUUUCAGCAAGAUACCACCAAAGACACCGGACAGCGUGAAAGGAAGAAGUGAUGAUGGCAAGCCCGUUAAAAUUAUACCAUUGGAUAUCAAGUCUUUCAAUAAACAACAGGAGUUGGCCAACCGAUCACAGCAGGUUAGAGGAGAGCCGAUGAUUAUGGAUGAUGACAGCGAUGACGAAGACGAUGAUUUGGAUGAGAAGAAGAUCACGGUUCCAUUGACAGUUACAAUGAUUGUCAUUGCCGGCUACAUUUUGGGCGGUGCCAUGUUAUUCGGUUUAUGGGAGACUUGGGACGAGCUUCAAUCAGCAUACUUCUGCUUCAUCACGCUCAGUACCAUCGGCUUUGGUGACGUAGUUCCGGGAACAGAUUUCGACAACCCCCAGCAGACGGCGCAACUAAUUCUGGGUGCGGUUUACGUGUUGUUUGGAAUGGCGAUUCUGUCCAUGUGUUUUUCGUUGAUGCAGGAUGAAAUCAUAGCUAAGUGCAAGUGGGUUGGACAAAAAUUGGGAAUAAUUGACAAAGACGAUGACUAAAGAAAUCUGUGUUGUUGUCCGAAAAGGGACGAUGUUACUGCUGAAGAAAUCCAAUAUAUUUUUGGAGUAUCUGAAAAACAUGUUCUUUUGAAUUCGUCAAAAUAACGUUUCUUGCAUUUUCGGAAAAAAAAAUCUAAAACAAAACCUAAAUUAGCACUGGAACACAGUACAAAGGUAUUGAAAUGCCUGCCUAAAAAUAGAUUUCAAAAUGAAGAACUUUGGAGUGUUGAAUGAGAUAUGUACAUUAAAAGAUGCAAUAGAUUUUAUGUAUCUGAUUGCCUCAGAUAGAAAGUAGAAGCUUGUAUAAUUUUAAAUGCAUGUGUACAUUUUCAUCUCUUCUAUUUCACGGUUUGGAUUCAAUAUAUUUUUAAACCUUACUUACAACUUCAUGUUGGCUUUUAAACAUAUUCACAAUGCAACUGUCAAGUCAUUAGUGUUUUGUUUAUUGCUCGCAGUUUUAAAAGCAUCUUCUUCAUUCAAACAUGUUUUGUAUAUUUUAUAACUAUAAAAAGUUGUCGAACGCUUUCAGAGGAGUAGCCAUUCGAACAUGGGUGUGGAUACUGCUUUUAAAUAUCUUUGGAUACUUACAUCACGUGGCCACGGCCCCUGAGAGCGUUCAACCAAUGAAUGAAGAGAGGAACCUACCAAAUAAGGUAUUAUAUAUCCGUCCGUGUUUUCCAUUAGUUUAAUAUAGAACUUACAGAGUUUAUAUAUAAAAUUUUAUGCAUUUUAUUUUAUUUGAAUCUAUUAUAUUUAUUGGCGAUUUAAAGCUCUUGCUCUGAUAUGUAAGGUCUGUGUUUUUUGAGAUCCCAGUUCAUUUACGUCCUAUGUACUUACUACUCAUUUAGGAUAAAAAUCUCUAUUUUCUUAUAAUGUUGUCUGUGAUAUGAAUGUUUACAAUAAUAAAUUAAGUUUCAACGUC
Saccostrea echinata is the source of this 2347-nucleotide messenger RNA. RefSeq names its product TWiK family of potassium channels protein 18-like. The transcript is spliced from 3 exons. Lineage: Eukaryota; Metazoa; Mollusca; Bivalvia; Ostreida; Ostreidae. The record is from RefSeq and is a predicted model, not a curated record. Gene Ontology annotation, cellular component: membrane. Gene Ontology annotation, molecular function: potassium ion leak channel activity. Bases 205 to 1425 code for a protein of 406 amino acids. Gene Ontology annotation, biological process: potassium ion transmembrane transport; stabilization of membrane potential.